AAGCAGGUGGGGACUCGCAGCCGCCGCCUCCCCCAGCUCGGCGGUGCGAGGGAGCUCCCGGGAGAACCCCCCCAGCUCCCGCCUCCCUGCCCGGCGCGGUGUCUGCGGGAGGCUGGUCGCUGCCCCCGCCGCUGGGAGAGGAGGUUAUGUAAGGGGAGGAGGAGGAGCAGGACGGCUGCCGCCGCCGAGCAGGCACAGGGAGAAGCCGCCGCCCGCCCGGCUCUCGGGAGAGUCGCUGCAGCUGCCGGGGCCGACCCGGGAUGCGCAGGAGCUGAGCGCGCGAGCAGCCGGCGGCCGCAUGUGCGAAAUUGGGACUCGCCCCGCGCCCGCCGGGGACAGAGGCGAGAACCCCGGGGGCGCGCCGGGGCUGCAGGCUGCGGGCGCCGCCGGGGACAAGUGCCGAGACAUGGGAGAACAGCCCAUCUUCACCACCAGAGCACAUGUCUUCCAAAUUGACCCCAGCACCAAGAAGAACUGGGUUCCUGCAAGCAAGCAGGCUGUAACUGUUUCCUACUUCUAUGACAGCACAAGAAACAGCUAUCGGAUUAUCAGUGUGGAUGGAGCCAAGGUGAUUAUAAACAGCACAAUCACACCUAAUAUGACCUUUACGAAAACAUCGCAGAAGUUUGGUCAGUGGGCAGACAGCAGAGCAAACACUGUGUUUGGUUUGGGUUUUUCCUCCGAACAGCAGCUAACAAAGUUUGCAGAGAAAUUCCAGGAAGUAAAAGAAGCUGCCAAACUAGCAAGAGACAGAUCUCAAGAGAAAAUAGAGACCUCAAGCAAUCAUUCCCAAGAAUCUGGACGUGAAACACCAUCUUCUACUCGGGCAUCCAGCAUAAAUGGAACAGAUGACGAGAAGGCAUCUCAUGGUGGCUCUGCUGAUGCACAUCUGAAAAGUGAGAAUGACAAACUGAAAAUUGCUCUAGCCCAAAGUUCUUCCAAUGUAAAGAAAUGGGAAACAGAGCUGCAGACUCUAAGGGAGAGCAAUGCCAGACUGACCUCUGCACUCCAAGAAUCUGCUGCCAGUGUAGAGCACUGGAAAAAACAGUUUUCAGAAUGCAAGGAAGAGAAUGAUCAACUCAGGAACAAGAUUGAAGAGCUAGAAGAACAAUGCAAUGAAAUAAAUAAAGAGAAGGAAAGAAAUGCACAGCUGAACAGGCGCCUCCAGGAACUGGAAUCAGAACUUCAAGACAAAGAACUAGAAUUGGAGGAUCUUCGAAAGCAGGGUGAAAUUAUACCCCAGCUAAUGACAGAAUGUGAAUCUGUAUCUCAGAAAUUACAGGCUGCUGAGAAAAAGAACAGAGACCUGGAGGAGAAAGUCAGAACACUAAGGACAGAUGUUGAAGAGAGCAAACAGAGACAGAACAGCCUUAAAACUGAAUUAAAGAAUUUUUUAGACGUACUAGAUGGGAAGAUAGAUGAACUACAUGACUUCCGACAAGGACUGUCUAAACUGGGAGUUGACAACUAGACGGCAACAGUUUUUUGUAAUCUAGGGUCUGAAUGUUUGGUGUUUUGUUGAUCCCAAAUGUGUAUUUUACAAAAUUUGACUAGAAUGUUCCACUUGUUGGCAUUGUUUCUGUACAUACAGGCUGAAAUUUGCUGUGUUUUUUCAAACCAGUUGUGCUGCUCACUGAAUUCUGUUGAGAAGAGAAAUGAUUUAUAUGGCUGCUCUGGGUUUGUGAAGAGGUGGAGGAUUCUGUCUCAGGAAUCUGGAACUAGAUCUACCUUAUAUGAUUAUGCAGUUAGUUGUUGCAGGGAAAUUUAUAUCUUUCUUAAGGGCUGUUGCAACCAUAGAAACAGAAAACAAGUAUUUUCUAGUCCUGACUCUCAAUACUCCUAGCAACAUGAAUUUUAUUUCUUUUGUUGAGUGGAGUGGAGUUAAGAUUAGAGGGGGCUCCUGCCGUGUGUAAAUCAGUUGGGUAAAAUGUGUCUGAGUUGAGCUACAGUCAAGUGUAGCGAAUCCCUCUAAGUAAACAUUAAGAUCCUUAGGAACAAAUCAAUAAAGCCUAAUUCACAGAAAGAAACCAACUGAUUUUAUACUUGUGUGACCUCUGUAAAUGUAUGUGCACAUACAGCACAUAAUCUGCUGCAAAAUUGCAGUCAGUCUCAGCUCUUGUACUUCAAAUAAAUCGUACAACAGCUGAUGAGAACUUGUCUCAUUUAACAAGAGCAUCUUUUUCCUCAGCCCUAGUGUUUAAAUUCGUAUAAUUAAGUUAAUCUUUACAUCUUUGAAAAAAAAACACUCUUCCUGGGACCAUAUAUACAGCAAUAGGGAUAGGUUAUUGUUUCACAUAUAGGUCUGGGUCCUCUAAUUAAUCUGGGUCCUCUAUAUAACUUAAUAACUGCUGUGAACAUCCACUGAAGUGAUUUCAGAGAAGUUAAUCUAAAAAACAUUAGUUCAUUUCACAGAACCGCUGGGGAUGGUUUUGUACAAAUGCAAGUUUCUGUUCAAGAGACAUCCAGGGCUGAGGUAGCAUGAAAGCAAAACCCUUUUCUUUGAAGUGUAUGUUCCGAUCUCAUGACAUAUUAGAAACCAAAUUGCCCAUUUAGAAUGACAAGAAGAAAGGCAUUGCAGAAACACAUUGUAACUUGUAUUUGAUUAUUCAGCAGCUCUAAACACAUUCUGAGUAAAGCAAGAGAAUGCUUGGGAUUCCAGGACCAUGAGAAUAAGAAGCAAACUUACUUAACUGCAGUUGGUGACAUAAACAGCAACACUGGUCCAGAAUUCAGUCUAACUCUGCUUUUGUCUCCAUAACAACCUUCAGGGGCUAUUUUUUUUUUUUAAGAACUGUUAGGGAAUAGCCUGCUCUGAAGUUAUUCUGAAAUUCCAUGCAAAUAGAAUUUGGGCAAGCUGUUCUGUUUAUGUCUGAUACAUUGAUGGUAUUGCCUCUUUUUUUAAUCUGGCAAAGGCUUCUGAAGUGUGAAAUUAAUGUAUUCCAACAGGACGGAAUAGAGUGGCCAUGUCACAACAUUCAUUUCACAUAUUACAAAUUAGAUUUCUAAUUCUUAAUAAAGCUAUAAUCAAGGGGGUUUUGGUCAUUUAAAUAAUGUAAGUGAAGAGUACAUUGAAUACUUUUGCACACAGAUAUAAUAAUCCAGAUGCUGGAAGUCUGUAGAGAUACUCUAUCUGCAAUAGUUCUUUAAUUUUAGAUUGCAUCUACCACUGAAGUAUUGUCUAUCUAGCCUUGCCUUUUUUGUAUGUGUGCUUUGUAAUCCUUUUAUACAACUGAUAUUAUGAAGCUGGACUAUUUCGGUAUAUGAUGGUCUUUAUAAAAAUUGUUGUAGAGUGCCAGUAUUAAAAAAAAUAAAA
Molecule: messenger RNA, 3313 nt
Organism: Chrysemys picta bellii (western painted turtle)
Lineage: Eukaryota; Metazoa; Chordata; Testudines; Emydidae
Gene: HOMER2
Product: homer scaffold protein 2
Biological process (GO): regulation of store-operated calcium entry; G protein-coupled glutamate receptor signaling pathway; protein phosphorylation
Cellular component (GO): postsynaptic density; plasma membrane; cytoplasm
Molecular function (GO): G protein-coupled glutamate receptor binding; ATP binding; protein serine/threonine kinase activity
Source: RefSeq, a predicted model, not a curated record